Molecule: messenger RNA, 1105 nt
Organism: Acanthoscelides obtectus
Lineage: Eukaryota; Metazoa; Arthropoda; Insecta; Coleoptera; Chrysomelidae
Source: the annotation of a GenBank genome assembly
UGUGACUCUUGAUAAUCUAAACUAACCUCAAUAGCUCGAUAUGCUUUCGAGGGACGUAAGGUGAACUAAGUACGAGAUAAGCGAGAAACUCUCACAGUAGCUGACUUCAAUUCAGUAAUGUUCAUCUAUACAAGCACCGUGACUAACUGGAUGAUGGUUGUUUGCAUUUUCUUGAACAGUGAAGACGUCUAUGCUAUGAUAUGUCAACUGGAAUCAGCAGCAUUCCAGCCUAAGAGUCAAAAGGAGUACUUGUACAUACACGAGUGGAAGGGAAGCGCUUACUUCAUUAAAAAACUGUUCUACGGGCUGAGCCUUACCCUAACCUGUCUAGCACCAAUAGUAGGAGUGCUUCAGGGCAAGACUGCUCCAUUGGUCAGUUAUAUUCCCCCAUGGAUCCACUGGAGGGUGUAUUUUUGGUUACAGGCCCUCGUUUCAGUAUGCAAUGCUACAAUGGGUGCUACAUAUAUCUCAUUCCUUUGCACCAUGUUAAUAGAAGCUAUCAUACAGGUGGCAUGCUUGAAAGAACGACUUCAAUUUACGGAGGACAGGAGGUCUUUGGUAGAAUGCAUUGAACGUUAUUCUGAGAUAACCGAGUUUACGAAGAGACUACAUCAUAUAUGCAAAAUUGGUCUGUCUGCAGUGAUCGUCGCUGGAGUAUUAAACACCUGUACAACAUUUUCGUUGAUAGUCAAGGUCAAGUUUAUAGAGCUGGCGUUUUUGGUUCCAUAUAUGAGUUGUAUUGUAGCGAUCAUUUAUAUACAUUGCUUUUAUGGGACUAUCUUAGCCACUGAGAGUGAAGAUAUUCCCUAUUCCUUAUUCAGCUCGAAAUGGAUCAACACUGAUGAUUCUCAUAAAAGAACAUUGUUGCUGUUUAUGGUGUUUUCAAAGAAACAGAUUACCAUAAAAUUAGUUGGAGGGACGCUUACAAUGAGCUUGCCAUUAUUUGUUCAGAUAAUGCGUACAGCGUAUGCGUACUUCAAUGUUCUCCAAAGCGUCGAGUGAAAACAAUGGAACUUUCUUUGCAUCACCAGCUUUCAAAUUAUGCUAGUCACUAACCCUUAUUCAUAUGUGCUCACCUUGUAAUUUAUUAAAGCCUUUCAUGCAU